Messenger RNA from Colletes gigas, 3968 nucleotides. It is a transcript of the gene Ent2, whose product is annotated as NADPH-dependent diflavin oxidoreductase 1. Gene Ontology annotation, cellular component: plasma membrane; cytosol. The record is from RefSeq and is a predicted model, not a curated record. The transcript has 12 exons. Gene Ontology annotation, biological process: nucleoside transmembrane transport. NCBI's taxonomy places the organism in Eukaryota, Metazoa, Arthropoda, Insecta, Hymenoptera, Colletidae. The coding region runs from base 54 to 3056 and encodes 1000 amino acids. Gene Ontology annotation, molecular function: NADPH-hemoprotein reductase activity; nucleoside transmembrane transporter activity; flavin adenine dinucleotide binding.
UUUCAUUCUAAUAAAUUUUUACACGAAUGUUUUAUACGGCAUAGAACACUGAAAUGAAUAAUAUGAAGAUCACAAUAUUGUACGGUAGUGAAACCGGCACUGCUCAAGACGUAGCUGAACAAAUAUGGAAAAGUGCCAAAAGAAAACGUUUACGUAGUACAGUCUCUGCAAUGAACGACUAUGACAUUCAAAAUCUUGACACAGAAAAAAUAGUAGUAUUUGUGGCUGCUACAACAGGCCAAGGAGAUCCUCCUGGUAACAUGGGACAGUUUUGGAGACUUCUACUGCGCAAAAGUCUUCCCGCGACAUUGCUUGCUAAUGUGAAAUAUGGAAUAUUAGGCUUAGGUGAUAGUUCGUACCAAAAGUUCAAUUUUGCGGCAAAAAAAUUAAACAAAAGGUUGAUGCAAUUGGGAGCAGAGGAAUUGCUACCUAUUGGACUAGCGGACGAUCAACAUGAUUUAGGAAUAGAUGCUGUUGUGGAUCCUUGGCUAGAAGAAUUAUGGACAAAGAUUAAUGAUAUAUUUAACAUUUCUACUCAGGAUUUAACUAAUGAUCUAGAUAAAAUAAUUGAAAGAUUCGAUGUUUCCGAGAUAAAUGUAAAUUCUGUCGACAAUGGAUAUUACUUAGAUAAUGAUAUUUACAUGAAUGAAGUAGUUACAAACAAUGAAAUGAGAAUAGGCACAGUGAUUGAAAACGAAAGAACUACCACAGAAGAUCAUUUUCAGGAUGUUAGAUUAAUUAAACUUAAAUCAGAUGAUAUUAAUUAUCAACCUGGAGAUGUAGUGUACGUUAGACCAAAAAAUUCUAAAGAGCAAGUUGACAAAUUUUUUAGCAUAUUAAAUAGUAAUAAUGUACAAUUAAGUCCGGAUAUGAAGAUUCAAGUAUCAGAGAAAGAAGUCAAAGUGCCUACUGUUUUAAAACAAACUUUGACUCUGCAACAAAUUGUUGAACAGUAUUGGGAUUUAAAUUUUAAACCACGGAGAUCUACCAUGCAAAUAUUAUUCUUUAUUAGUGAAAAUGAAUUGGAGAAGGAAAAGUUCCAUGAAUUUACAACUUCGAGUGGCCAAGAAGAACUAUAUAAUUACAUUAAUAGACCAAGAAGAAAUAUUUUAGAAACGUUCGUAGACUUUCCUCAUACAACCAGUAAAUUAAAUGUAAAGCUACUAUUCGAGAUUAUGUCUCCCAUAAAACCUCGUGCCUUUAGUAUAGCUUCAAGUUUAAGAGCCACUGAGAAUGAAAUUCAUCUCUUAGUGGCUGUAGUGAAGUACAAAACGAAGUUGCUAGAACCAAGAUAUGGUUUGUGCUCCAACUGGUUGGCAACAUUAACAAAAGGCGAUAGAAUGAUAUUUUGGAUACAAAAGGGAACAUUUAAAUUUGCAUAUGAUAAACCAAUGAUACUUAUUGGUCCUGGCACGGGUGUAACACCAUUUCGAUCAGUAUUAUUAGACAAAUCAGCAUUGCACAACGAUUUAAGUAAUUGUGUCCUGUUUUUUGGCUGCAGAAACAAAGAAAAAGAUUAUCAUUGUAAAAAUGAUUUUGAGUAUUUGUCGCAAAAAGUACAUUUAAAUCUGUUCUGUGCAUUUUCUAGAGAUCAAGCGCAUAAAAUAUAUGUACAACACGUGAUACGAGAUCAAAAACAACUAUGUUGGAAUUUUCUUAGCAAAAAUGGUAAUAUUUAUUUAGCAGGUACCGAACCUGUUCGGCUUUCCCCUGGAUGGGAAGGUACAGGUAGACCUGACGACGAAUUGAAUUUCAAAGGAGUAACAAUGGAUCAAGCAGACCUUGAAUUGAAUCCUCCCAGGGAUAGAUUAAAUAUAGUGUUCUGUAUAAUGGUACUUCAUGGAAUCGGUGCUUUGAUGCCAUGGAAUAUGUUCAUAACAGCAAAAAAUUAUUUUGUUAACUAUAAAUUAUCUAAGGACUAUACAGGAAUUGAUACAAACUAUGCCACAAAUUUUCCCGCCUGGUUAGGGUUUGCAUCGCAAAUACCGAAUCUACUCUUUAAUUGGUUAAAUGUAUUUAUACAAUUUGGUGGGAAUUUGACAACACGUAUAGUAUGGGGCAUCUUCAUACAAGUUUUAAUAUUUGUAUGUACCGUUAUUUUGGCAAUGACUGAUAGCUCUGGCUGGCCUGGUAUUUUUUUCUGGAUCACCAUGUCUUCUGUUAUUGUAUUAAACACCGCUAAUGGAAUCUACCAAAAUUCUGUGUAUGGUAUGGUUGCAAAGUUACCCAUAAAGUACACAGGAGCUGUUGUCUUAGGCUCGAAUAUAAGUGGAACAUUCACAGCUCUGAUUAACUUCCUUGCUCAAUAUAUGGCACCAAAUGCCCGAACUGCUGCAAUAUAUUACUUCAUAACGGCUCUGUUCGUUCUUCUUGCAUGUUUUGACACAUAUUUUGCACUUCCAAUAAACAGGUUUUAUCGAUAUCGUGAAUUAUUAUACCAGAAGGGAGUUAAUAAGAGACAGUUGGAAAAUAGUGCAAGAGGCAAAACUGAUACGCCGCCUUAUUGGAAAAUAUUCUGCCAAUGUUUUCCCCAAUGCUUCAAUACGUUUCUUGUGUUUUUCGUAACUCUUAGUCUCUUCCCUUCUGUUCAAUCCGAUAUAAAGAAUUCGGAUGUUAAUUUUAUAGUCCCGACGGAUUAUUACAGUACCGUUAUGUGUUUCCUCACAUUUAACGUAACCGCCCUGAUCGGAAGUUCUAUCGCGUCGUUUGUUCAGUGGCCUAGUAAAAGGUAUCUGGUGAUCCCAGUCGUUUUACGUAUUUUGUACAUACCAUUGUUUUUAUUCUGUAACUAUCAACCAAACAAUACUACAAGAGUAUUACCUGUGUAUAUUAAUAAUGAUUGGGUUUAUUUCGCGAUUGCCGUUACAAUGGGUAUAAGUAGCGGCUAUUUCUCAUCGCUGUCUAUGAUGUAUUGUCCUAGAAUGGUAGAUUCCCAAUAUUCUGCAACAGCUGGUAUGUUUGGUGCAGCAUCAUGCAUUACAGGAAUAUUUACUGGACUAUUAUUUUCCGCAGUCAUGCCCAGUUUGGUAGCACAUAUCUCAUUCGAAUCAUCUUAAUAUGCGCACCAUUUAAUUAUAAAGAACUGAUCGCGUUUUAAAAGACGUUUACCGAACAGAAGAAUCAAAAAGGCCACAAGAAAAAAAAAUAAUGAAAAUCUGAAUUCAUUGACAUAAAGUACAAUCUGAUUUUUUGUUGUUUAAAAUAUUUUUAAGAUUUCUAAUUUAAUUGAUUUCUCGUGCAGACGUGAAACCGAGAAUAAAUUUUAUUUAAUUGUACGAUAAUUUCGUCGAGUAAAAAGUAAAUUAUAUAUAUUUAUUAAUUUGAAUCUAAAUGAACACGAAAUAUUUUAUUUUUUAAUAAAAAGUAUUGGUGGUAAACAAGAGAUAUAAAAAUUAUCUGGAAUUAUCGAAUUUGAAUUGUAAAAGAACAACUUGAUAUUUCACGAUCAACUAAUAUUUAAGAUUUGAACAAAAAAAAAUAGAAGCUUGUUAUCACUUGAAAUUCUUAAUGUUUAAUCACUGCCCCGAUGGAACUAUUGCUACUAGAUUGGACCAAUAAGCCUUACUAACCACGUAUUACUAAGUUUUUCAUGUGCAUAAGUUGAAUCAGAGCCACUAAAAUAAGCCCAUCAAAGAUUUGUACAUUUAAUUAUUUGCAUUGGGGAAACAAUUCUCGGUCGCCGCCUAAUCUGAUGUAAUUUUCCUAAUUCAGACAAAUGAGCUUGAAAUUCAAACACUAAGUCUUGUAAAAUUGCCUCGUGUUUAAAUCUCGAUCUCAUUUUCCCGAAUUGGAAAAGUCACAUUAAUUUGGUGAUAACUGAGAGUCGUUUUUCGAGUGCAAAGGGUCAAUGAUUGUUAUUUACAUAGACCGAAUUUAAGAUAAGACUGUACUUUGUUAACUUUUUUGUACCAAUAAUGUAAUCGAUCCAGAGCUGUACUGUAUAUAAUUUGGAUGACAAAAAUACUUUA